UCGGUUGAUACAAGGGUCCUGGACCUAGCAUUGCAAAUUGUACGGUGCUUUAGUUUUAUCUUCGUCACUGGAUCACUGGAUAAGACUAGACGACCUACAUCUUGCUAUCUACAAGACGGUAGAUACUGUUACUCAACUUAAGAGGUGGAGGUAAAAAAAUAAGGGUCCAAACAGAAAGAAGUACACGCCAGGGAAACGUACGUGUUUCUUAAGACAUGGAGGAGACCAAGUGGUCUUUCCUGAUUUUCUGCGUAUUAUGUUUGGUCGUCUUCACGAGUGGGUUCUUACCUAACCAUGACAAUGAUUUUGGGAACUCACCGACUGCGUUGAAUUAUAAGCACGAUGAUAUUACGGAGGCGGCCUUGCUGCGUGUCAUAGCGAGGCUCCUUGAAGACACUCCCAAGCCGGAUGGUACGAAGGUCGCCAAGGGAACUCUGACUGGGUUGAAGGAUCCUACACCUCAGAGGCUUUUUGAUGCAUAUUACGGCAAGGGACAGGUGCUUGCGAAGAAGCUGCAAGAAUCCAUUGAGACAAUUGUUAAGUUCAACGCCAUUGUGGACAAGGAUCAUAGAGGCGAGGCUUUGUUUCAUUUCAAUGGAGAACAGAUCAAAGAAGGGUUUGAAAAACUCAGCGCCGCACGAGAGCUCUUCAAAGCCCUCGUUACGGCUAAAAAAGCAAAUUUUGACGUCCUUCGUCAACUGCUGGGAGUACUUUUACACAUGGUUCAGGAUUUUUACAGUAACACCAACUGGAUUGAAAUGAAGGGACCGGUUGUGUACCAGGACUUAGGUAUCAAGGGCAAACCCAUUCUUCCCGUGGCUUCACCAGGUAUUAUGACAUGCCAGAGCUGUACCGGGCAGUGCAGAAAUAAUAUCAUCCUGACGGGCGGCGUCUUGACCAGCGGUUACAGAACUGGACAGGACAUACAGAAGCCAGAUUCUAAAUUUAAAUCUCGUGGCACUGGGAAAUGCAGCCAUGGCGGUGAAGCUGAUGCAGACUCCAAGGUCAAGACAGCCACUGGGGGUAUUAAUAAGGAGACGACCGUUGAAAAGCUAUCCCCACAUUAUUAUCUUCACUCCGAUGCUGGGAAGACAGCAGUCCGUGCUACAGAAAUGUACAUUGAUGGCCAAGUUUUUGUGAUUGACACAACCGGAUCUAUGAGUGAAGAUAUUGCUGCUGUGAAACAGGAGACGCUAAAAAUCAUACAGAUUACCAAAGGCCAAUUAAGCUCACCUUCCGAAUAUAUACUGGCAACUUUCAAUGACCCAGCUAACCUCACUGAGGUUCGUGUAACUAAUGACUCGGAUGUCAUGGUGUCUUGGUUGAAGGCAAUCAAAGUCAAGGGCGGAGGGGAUUGUCCAGAAUACCUGCUCAGUGGCAUGAUAGAAGGUACAAUAGUGUUCUGCUCAUAG
Lingula anatina is the source of this 1412-nucleotide messenger RNA. RefSeq names its product von Willebrand factor A domain-containing protein 7-like. The record is from RefSeq and is a predicted model, not a curated record. Lineage: Eukaryota; Metazoa; Brachiopoda; Lingulata; Lingulida; Lingulidae.